GGCGUCGUUUCGUGCGGGUUGCACUGUUCUUUUCUCUUCCUUUUGGCUCACAACAUUUUCUCCGAUCGGAUGAAAACUUCAACGGAUUGGUAUGAGCUCCUGAACGUUGUAAUUUAUUUCGUUUUCGUUAUCUUCUUCGAUUCCGUCUCGAAUUUUGAAUUGAUGAUUCUCCUUAUUUCAUCGGAAGCAUCGAGGAUUUGGAGAUUACGAAUCUUUUGAUCCGAUCAAACGUUGACAAAGUAGAAUGAGUAGAAAAAGAACAGAAAAUGACACUGAGUCAGGAUCAGGAACAGCCACUCCGGUGGAUAGAUUCGGGUUCCUGAAGCAAGAACAUGCCAGCAAGGCUAGAACAACAACAACAUCAUCAUCCACUGACCAGGACAGAGAGGAGAGAAAAGUGAGGAAAUGGAGGAAGAUGAUUGGGGUUGGAGGCAGUGACUGGAAGCAUUACGUUAGAAGAAAACCUAACAUUGUCAAGAGGCGUAUACGCAAAGGGAUCCCUGAUUGUUUAAGAGGUCUUGUUUGGCAGUUGAUCUCUGGAAGCCGCGACCUUUUGCUUAUGAAUCCUGGUGUUUAUGAGCAACUGGUGAUUUAUGAGACAUCGGCAUCAGAACUUGAUAUCAUUCGAGACAUAUCACGUACUUUCCCGUCCCAUGUUUUCUUUCAGAAGAGACAUGGACCUGGACAAAGAUCGCUAUACAAUGUCCUCAAGGCCUACUCGGUUUAUGACAGAGAUGUUGGAUAUGUUCAGGGGAUGGGUUUUAUAGCCGGUCUGUUGCUUCUCUAUAUGAGCGAAGAAGAUGCCUUCUGGUUAUUAGUUGCGUUACUCAAAGGAGCUGUUCAUGCUCCUAUGGAAGGAUUGUACCAUGCAGGGCUUCCUCUUGUACAACAAUACCUGUUUCAGUUAGAAAGCUUGGUAAAGGAGCUAAUCCCAAAGCUCGGAGAACAUUUUACUCAAGAGAUGAUCAAUCCGAGUAUGUAUGCAAGCCAAUGGUUCAUCACCGUCUUCUCUUAUUCAUUUCCUUUUCCUUUGGCUCUUCGGAUAUGGGAUGUGUUUCUCUCUGAGGGAGUUAAAAUAGUGUUCAAAGUGGGCUUAGCAUUGUUGAAGUAUUGCCAAGAUGAGCUGGUAAAAUUACCGUUUGAGAAACUCAUACAUGCUCUGAAAACAUUCCCUGAAGAUGCAAUGAAUCCGGAUACCUUGCUUCCAUUGGCCUACCCCAUCAAGGUAUCAAAGCGUUUGGAAGAACUGAAAGUGGACUAUGAGAAGACUAUUGCCAAACCUGUUCAACCAUAAGAAAACCGGUUUGGCUAAUAACUUGUACACAUUAAGCUUGGAUUCAAAAUUCUUUACUCCUCCCUUAUCUUUAUCUUAUUGGAAUGUAUUCUUUCUAUCAUCAUAUUGGUCAAGUUGGGUGGGGAAUCUCUUUAUCAGACACCCUCUGAUUCUUCUUAGCAACUUCUGGGAAAGAAGAAGAAGGUAUAUGUCCCACCCACCUUUGUGUAGGUAUAGUGACUUGUGCUUGUAAAAAAAUCUCAUUAUUAUUUAUGUGAAAAAGGUAAAUCAUGCUGUUUAAA
Brassica oleracea var. oleracea is the source of this 1575-nucleotide messenger RNA. RefSeq names its product ecotropic viral integration site 5 protein homolog. Lineage: Eukaryota; Viridiplantae; Streptophyta; Magnoliopsida; Brassicales; Brassicaceae. Bases 245 to 1294 code for a protein of 349 amino acids. The transcript is spliced from 9 exons. The record is from RefSeq and is a predicted model, not a curated record.